CAGGCACACCACCCACCAGAGAACCCAAAACGAAUGAACUACAAAUGAGAAAAAGAAAAAAAAGAUGGAAUUGCACAUUUUAGAGCACCGCUUAAAAGUAGCGAGCGUAGCCAAAGAGCGUAUCCAGAUGUUUACCUAUGGCUUGAUCAAACUGGCUUUCCUCUCCUCCAAGACCAGGUGCAAGUUCUUCAGCCUGACGGAGACCCCUGAGGACUAUACCAUCAUCGUGGAUGAAGAAGGCUUUCUAGAGCUCCCCUCGUCAGAACACUUGAGCGUAGCCGACGCGACGUGGCUGGCACUCAACGUGGUUUCCGGAGGAGGAGGCUUCUCGAGUUCCCAGCCCAUCGGCGUGACCAAAAUCGCCAAAUCGGUGAUCGCUCCAUUGGCCGACCAGAACAUCUCAGUAUUCAUGCUCUCCACCUAUCAGACGGACUUUAUCUUGGUACGUGAGCGGGACUUGCCUUUUGUGAUGCACACGCUGGCUUCGGAGUUCACCAUCCUCCGGGUCGUGAACGGGGAGACGGUGGCGGCUGACAGCUUCGGGAUAACGAACGGAUUCAUGAAACCGAAACUGGUUCAGAGGCCUAUCAUCCAUCCCCUUUCCAGUCCAAGUAACAUGUUCUGUGUCACCAGCUUGGAUCCUGAUACCCUACCUUCUGUUGCUACUCUCCUUAUGGACGUCAUGUUUUACUCCAAUGGAGUAAAAGAUUCUAUGGCGGGCAAUGAAGACUCCGGACACAUUCGUUUUUUCUCAUUUUCUCUCAUUGAGGGUUACAUUUCUUUGGUGAUGGAUGUACAGACUCAGAAAAGGUUUCCUAAUAAUUUGUUGUUUACAAGUGCAUCGGGAGAACUGUGGAAGAUGGUUCGCAUCGGAGGGCAGCCCCUUGGCUUUGAUGAGUGCGGAAUUGUGGCCCAAAUCUCUGAGCCUUUGGCUGCUGCUGAUAUCCCAGCCUAUUACAUCAGUACUUUUAAGUUUGAUCAUGCACUGGUACCAGAAGAAAAUAUAAACGGUGUAAUCAAUGCACUCCAAGUCAGUCAAGGCGAAAAACAUUAGGAACCAUUUGGAGGCAACUUUGGGUGCAUUUUACGACAAAGAAUUCUUCUUCUCAGUAUUUUCUUGGGGGAGGGGGGUAAUUUUUAUUUUCAUCUUUUAUUUUACUCCAAAGAGAGCAUGGGAGAACGAUUGCCGUGCCAUGAAGGAAAUGAGAAACUCUCAAAGACUGCUGAAUAGGCAAAUAACUCCUGAUAGCUUUUAAGAAAAUAAUUUUUUAAAAAAAAGUAUCUCCAAGUGGGGGGGAGGAGAGGGAGAGGGUGAAAUCUUUGGCAUUAAACAACUUUGAAGGUUUUCUGACAUUCAGCUCUGAAGCUAAA
Messenger RNA from Elgaria multicarinata webbii, 1371 nucleotides. RefSeq names its product cytosolic arginine sensor for mTORC1 subunit 2 (gene CASTOR2). The transcript is spliced from 9 exons. The coding region runs from base 65 to 1054 and encodes 329 amino acids. Gene Ontology annotation, biological process: negative regulation of TORC1 signaling. Lineage: Eukaryota; Metazoa; Chordata; Lepidosauria; Squamata; Anguidae. The record is from RefSeq and is a predicted model, not a curated record.